AUGCCUUCUGCCAGGCUGCCGGCGAGCCCUUCUCCGACGGAAGCCCCAACAGACCCGGAAGGGUUUGGCUUGACCGUGGCAGCGUUCAGGCCAAUUGCAGUGAACUCGCAGCGGGACGCGAGCAGCACGCAACAACGAUACGAAUCAACAGAGCUUGGACGAACACCCGACGAGGCUUUGGGCGUGCGGGAACCUGCCCAGAACCUCGGUGUAUCACCUCCACCAUCGCCUCUGCUGGCCGCCGCAGGACAGCCACCAGCACCAGUGCCGCUACCGCAGUCAGGCGCGCCCGGUGCACGCAACUAUCUCGACAUCAUUCGAUCACCAGCGCCUACGCGACCGAGCUCCCCUGCUUCGCUGACUGUCGAGCCGUCAGUCGAGCCGCCGCACAGCUUCCAGUCCGCCGUCUCACGCGACCCGCCCUCUGGGGCUGAUGUCGCAGCUGAGACCGCUGCUACUGUCAACUCUACGUACGCCUCCCCCUCGCCGGGGAAUGGAGCCUGCAGGGCAGGGGGCAGGGCAAGGAGCGAUUCGGAUUUUUUGGCGCCUGUCGGUCCGGCAUCCGGCACGCCUCCCGACGCCUCGCUCGUCUCUCCGAUUACGGAUGAUGUCGCGGCCGAGGCAGCAGCCGCUGGCAAGGCAGGCGGCACCUUCAACGCCGACUCUGCUGGCAAGGAGGCGAGCAUCUCCUUAACCUUCGAGAUCCUCGGCAGGGAUGCGCCAGCAUGUCUGGUCCGUGACGUCGAGCAGCUUAUGAAGGAGAGCUUCGACGAGUGGCCCGCUACGCUAUUAGACUACCGCCGCGGCUACCGCACGCUCGUCGCGUUGAACGAGCAGAGGGAACUCCUCGCUGCAUGCUGGUUUGUCAGCUGCAUGCUGGUUUGUCAGACCCGCCUCUACUGCCCGGCAUUUGCGACUCGUCGCGAGUUCCGGGGCCAGGGCAUCGGCGAGGCGAUGAUGACCGAACUCAAGGCGAUUGCCGACGGUGGGCGGGUCUUGAUCGCCGCAGAACUGGGCAGCGUCGCGCUCUGGCAGCGCUGGGGUUUCUGCAGAUGCCGCGAUGGGCGCGAGGACGAAGAGGCGUGGGCUCUUGACGCAGCGUACGGCGUCUUCACUCGCGCAUCCACACGGCUGAUGCGCGGCAAAAUACGAGCCGAGGUCAGGGACCGAUGCUGGGACCAGUACUACAGCGGGAAACCUCGACCGUACCGGUACGAACGACGCAAAAACCUCACGCCCUCGCCGCCGAUAGCGGAUAACGCCGCAGCCAGAGCCGCAGCCGCAGACUGCUCACCUGACGCGCUCGACGGUGUCUCCACUGCCGACUCGCCGGAUACCGGCUUCACGAGCGCACGACCCCCUCAUCUCUCGGCCGUGUCGCUCGAGACGAGCUCUGGCUUGGUGGAACAUUUGAACUACCAAGCCGGCGCCGCCCUGGGCAAGGCGUUAAAACUGAGCAACGUCUAUUGGGGCACGACGCUAAAUUGCAUCCCACCUACCAUCAGACGCUGA
Emiliania huxleyi CCMP1516 is the source of this 1512-nucleotide messenger RNA. RefSeq lists its product as hypothetical. The transcript is spliced from 4 exons. The coding region runs from base 1 to 1512 and encodes 503 amino acids. The record is from RefSeq and is a predicted model, not a curated record. NCBI's taxonomy places the organism in Eukaryota, Haptophyta, Isochrysidales, Noelaerhabdaceae. Gene Ontology annotation, molecular function: acyltransferase activity, transferring groups other than amino-acyl groups.